Molecule: messenger RNA, 1859 nt
Organism: Neolamprologus brichardi
Lineage: Eukaryota; Metazoa; Chordata; Actinopteri; Cichliformes; Cichlidae
Source: RefSeq, a predicted model, not a curated record
CACGGAGGCCCCCCCAUCCCUCCCUCUACACGCCGACCCUUCCGUCCCGUUCUUCUCUGAAAAGUGCUCGAUUGAGCAUCCACCAAGCCGGCACGUUGAGUCUGACACCGGGUCCUGAGCGACUCGUGUUCUUCCAGUGCUGCCAUUAGGGCCUGAAGACAUGUGGCAUCCAGUGGCAUCACCUGGAAGUGGGGGCAGCCCUGGAACGGAAAUAGGUUAUGGUCACUACUCUACAGGGCCGAUGAGUACAGCCCACACCCACCCCCCUUUGAUGGGCAGCAUGGUGGGUCACCCAUCAGUCAUCAGCACCUCCAGGCCCUUACCGUCCCCCAUGUCCACCUUGGGCUCACCAAUGAACGGCCUGGCCUCUCCCUAUCCAGUUAUUACAUCUUCCCUGGGCUCGCCCUCUGUAUCGCUGCAGUCUACUCCCAACAUGAACUUUGGACCACUCAGCAGUCCACAGAUGAACUCUAUGAACAGUGUUAGCAGCUCAGAGGACAUCAAGCCUCCGCCGGGCCUACAGAAUCUGGGAAACAUCAACUACCAAUGUACGAGCCCGGGAGGGAUGUCAAAGCACAUCUGUGCCAUUUGUGGGGACCGCUCCUCAGGAAAGCACUAUGGAGUAUACAGCUGUGAGGGAUGUAAAGGUUUCUUCAAGAGGACCGUGCGCAAAGAUCUCAGCUACACUUGUCGAGAUAACAAGGAGUGCCUGAUUGACAAGCNNNUUCAGGACGUUUAUAUGCUGUGUGGUUUUUUUGUGUGUCUGUGUGCAGCGGUGCAGGAAGAGAGGCAGCGUGGGAAAGAGCGGGGUGAGAAUGAGGUAGAAUCCACCAGCAGUUUCAACGAGGACAUGCCCGUGGACAAGAUCCUAGAUGCCGAGUUGGCUGUAGAACCCAAAACAGAGACGUACAGCGACGGCAGCCCCGGGAACUCGACCAAUGACCCUGUCACCAAUAUCUGCCAAGCAGCAGACAAACAGCUUUUCACCUUGGUGGAGUGGGCGAAAAGGAUCCCGCACUUCUCCGAGCUCCCCCUCGAUGACCAGGUCAUCUUACUACGAGCAGGCUGGAACGAGCUACUAAUUGCAUCAUUCUCGCAUCGCUCGGUCACGGUAAAAGACGGUAUCCUGCUGGCAACGGGUCUUCACGUCCACAGAAGCAGCGCCCACAGUGCUGGAGUUGGCUCCAUCUUUGACAGAGUACUCACAGAGUUAGUGUCUAAAAUGAAAGACAUGCAGAUGGAUAAGACGGAGCUCGGCUGCUUGCGAGCAAUCGUCCUCUUCAAUCCAGAUGCAAAAGGUUUGUCUAACCCAGCAGAGGUUGAAGGGCUGAGAGAAAAGGUCUAUGCCUCAUUGGAGUCGUAUACAAAACAGAAGUACCCGGACCAGCCUGGCAGGUUUGCCAAACUGCUGCUGCGCCUGCCUGCCCUGCGCUCCAUCGGCCUCAAAUGUUUGGAGCAUCUGUUCUUCUUCAAGCUAAUUGGGGACACGCCUAUUGACACCUUUUUGAUGGAGAUGCUGGAAGCCCCGCAUCAGAUCACAUGACACACGUCUUCCCCUUUCCCUUGUACAUACUCCCGCAUCAUGAGCGAUGUGAUGAUGGAAUUAAAAAGACUUGAUUGAAAUGUAAAACAGCUUAUUUUGUACCCAUUUAAAAAAAAUGCAAUUAAAAUGUUUUAAAAAAAAAAUGUGGUUGUGGGGAUGGUGGAGUCAUAACACGAUAAAUUCCAAUAAAGUUGGUUUGGAAUUUUGUAAAUAGCUAAUUUCAGGUGUUUGUUUCAAAAGCCACCAAAUGCAAUUUGAAAAAAAAAAAUCAUAUUUUAUUCAAAGCGGAAUUGUAUAAAACAAAAACCAUCCCUGC